This is a messenger RNA of Sphaeramia orbicularis (orbiculate cardinalfish), 4268 nucleotides long. RefSeq names its product PWWP domain containing 2B (gene pwwp2b). The record is from RefSeq and is a predicted model, not a curated record. Lineage: Eukaryota; Metazoa; Chordata; Actinopteri; Kurtiformes; Apogonidae. Gene Ontology annotation, cellular component: chromocenter; nucleus. The coding region runs from base 309 to 2291 and encodes 660 amino acids. The transcript has 3 exons. Gene Ontology annotation, molecular function: chromatin binding.
CGUAUAAAUCUGUCAGUGUUGUGAUUUAGAUAUUGCCAUGAUAUCCUUUGCACUAAUGGAGAAUGCAUCUCUUUCCUAAUCGUUCUCCGGUGUCGUUUCGGAUCAACCGCCAUUAGUGAGCGCUUUGGGGCAGGCAGUGUUGAAUGGAAGUGGGUAAUCAUGUCCUGUGUGGCUGCAGACGGCCGGGGGUGAGCGGAGGAAGGGUAGGCCUUGUCUUGGGAGAUUUCUGCUCCUCUAGCACAGGGAGCGUGAUGUCAGCGGUGGCAGUACUGUUGUAAUUGACUUGGUGGGGGUGAUGGCGUCAUUUUAUGCCCUGGUGUAGCCUCCUGCUCCAAUUGCGAAGGGGAGACGGAUCUUUGGCCGACGCGACCGUGGCUCCCUUGGCCGGGAUCGAGCACCGCCGAGCCGGAUACUUUACCCCGGGAAACAUGGAGGCUGUAGCCGAGGAGCUGCGGGCCGGCUCUCGGGUACCUGUCACUAUCGAUCAAAUAGUUAACGAUACACUGGUGGUGACUCUGACCUACAGAGAAAGGAACUACACGGGAAUAUUACUUGAUUGCAACAAAAAGACUGGGCUUUUCUGUCUACCAGAUGUCACAACAAAACCCGGGGACUGCCUGACAACUAAACCGGCUUGUGAAAUCCCAGAAGUUCUGGGUGAGGAGCCAGUUUCCAAAUCUCCCAGCCAAGCUUCAAAUAGACCAAAGGAUGAAAACACUCUCCCUGAAAGUGACAUACCUAGUGCACCCCUUCCCUGCCCUGUACCCACACCAGUUCCAGCUGGACAGACUCCUUACCCUCCUUAUUUUGAAGGAGCCCCCUUCCCUCAGCCCUUAUGGGUCCGCCACAGCUACAGCCAGUGGGUGCCACAGCCCCCUCCACGACCAAUUAAAAGAAAGAAGAGGCGGACACGAGAACCUGGCCGCAUGACCAUGAGCACUAUUCGUCUACGGCCACGACAGGUACUAUGUGAGAAGUGUAAGAAUACACUUAAUAGCGAUGAGGACAGCAAAGAUGGCAUGAGCAACACCAAGGUCUCAAGAAAAGAGAAUGCACUACACAGUGAUGAUGACGCAGAUGAAAAAGAUGUGAAGUUGCAGAGGAAGGAGGACGUUGCUUCUACAAAGGACACUAAGAGACGAGAAAAUGGAACCAGCCUUGACAGCAAGCGCCUCAGGAAGGACAAAAGGGGAGAAACUGAAGGGGAGAAGUUCCCCGGAAGUGACGUUAUUCCCCAUAGUCCUGUUAUUAAGAUCUCAUACAGCACUCCACAGGGCAAGGGGGAGGUCAUGAAAAUCCCCUCGAGAGUCCAUGGGUCAGUCAAGCCAUUUUGUCCCAAACAACUUGUGCAAAAUGGCUUGGGAGAAAAUGGGAAGACACCCACAAACCCCACUAAGGAACAACGGCACAUUCUAGAUGCAACCAGGUCUGGCCUCACUGUGUCCAUUCCCAAACUCAAACUGACCAGGCCCUACACAACCGUGGGCCAGGACUUGCCUUCUCCAAAGAUCCGAUUGAGACCCCCGCAGAGGGAGGGGGAGGAGAGCGUAGUCGAGUAUGAGGCAGAACUUGUGGGAGGCACCAGGAGACGGAGCCCGAGGGGUCCCGGGCCCUGCCUGCCCCAUUCAGAAGACUCAGGAGAAGGCAAGAACUCUCUGGAGUUGUGGUCAGGGAGUUCAGGAGAGGAAGGGGAGCGUGGUCACAGUGAUCUCACCCUUCUCAUAAAUUUCCGUAAGCGUAAAGCAGAUUCUUCUAGUUUGUCGGUCUGCAGCAGUGACAGUCUAGAUGAGUCCAAGUCUUUCAGUUCUGAUGGCACCUCACCAGAGCUGUGCGACCUUGCACCUGGCGAGGACCUCUCUGUAACUUCGUCUUCAGUGCCCUCACGGGAUGACUGCAAGACGGUACCACCGCUUACGGUGCGGUUGCACACGCGCAGCAUGACAAAGUGUGUAACAGAGGAGGGACACGCCGUGGCAGUUGGUGAUAUCGUGUGGGGGAAGAUCCACGGGUUCCCCUGGUGGCCUGCACGAGUCCUCAGCAUCAGCGGAACCCGCAAAGAGGAAACGGCCAGUUGCGAGGCGCAGUGGCCCCAGGCAAAGGUAGCAUGGUUCGGCUCACCCACCACCUCCCAGCUCUCUGUUGCCAAAUUGUCGCCCUUCAGAGAGCUCUUCAGGUCCCGCUUCAACCGCAAGAAGAAAGGGAUGUACCGGAGAGCCAUCCUGGAGGCAGCCAAGGCCGUGGGCCACAUGAGUCCUGAGAUUACAUCACUGCUAUCCCACUGCGACACGUAGAGGCUGAGGACUGAAGAAGGGAGUUUUUUUCUGAAUUCUCAGACUGUCAUCUAGACCCAGGAGGGAGUACGUGCGGUUGCCACGGCUACUAUUUAUAUGCCGUCUUUUUUUUUUUUUUUUCACAAGGCUUGUGGAAAAUGGCCGCCAAGGUGGAUUGUUGUUAAGACUGGAUAAGGGAGCAAAAAAAAAGAACGGCCAAGCAUCUCUUGGUCUACUAUGAACUAAACUAUUCCUUUUUUUUUUUUUUUUUUUUUUUUUUAAGAUCGAAUCAUAUUUCCUUAGAGCCGAAUAACGACACUACAAGAACCCGAAUGUAUUUAUUAUCUGUAAUGGUUUAUUAUGAUCCACCGAGUUCACCUUUCUACUACAAUCGUGCAAAACCUCCCAUUCUGCUGCUGUCGUAACGGCCCUCUCUCCGCCGACGUGUCCACUGCGAGGUCAGAAGCCGGUGGCGUCUGCAAAAAAAAAAAAAGGAAAUCCUCCUCAAUUCCGCUUCCUCGCUCUUUUGGGGCAAAGGACUCUAGAUGUUGGAAUUAAAAGUCUUACCCUGAUUCCUCUUACUUCUGAAAAUGUGAACAGCUCCAUCCAGAGACAGUAGUGACUGUUCCAGCUCUUCUAGCGAUCAGUGUUCCAUCCUCGUAACCCUCUGCGAUAUUAGUUGGAUUUGUGGAUGUAUUUAUAUUGAACUGUCUCCUCUUCAGAGUUAUCAUUGUAUCUCUCUUCCAUUUCAUUUUUACCUUUUUAGAUGUGUCAUGUUGGCGUACGUAUCCCCCCCUGACCUUCCCACCCCAUCCAACUCUUUUUGUCUUUCUUUCAUUCUUUACCCUGAGAACCGUUUUUACAUCACUUUAAUUAUUUAAAGCAUCACGUUAAGAAAAAGCACUUUAUCUGUACCUUGGUGGCCUGCUGUAAGCUCACUGUCUGAAACACUAUUGCGAGAUACAGCCCUGAUAGGCAGCAGGGGAAUUCAGAAGUCUUUGUGGUUGACUAUCCAUGGCCUUGGAGAUGAUUAAAAACAACAACAAAAAAAAAAACUUUUUAUUUUAUUUUAUUGUACGAUUUUUGGGGACACCAGACACCUGUUGCGGAUGGUUGUGUACACUGUAUUCUCGCAUUUUACUGGGGGUGUUUCUCUUUCUCUUUCCUCUCUCUCAGCUUAUCCACAUACAUAAACACACUACCACACGAUGGAACAUUUCCACUGGAGAAAACAUGGCUCAGCACGUGUGUCAAAGUCCCCUAUGCAUUAUCAGUUAAAGCUUUAUGAGUGACUUUUUGGGAGAAAACAUAAUAAUAGUGGAAAAAAAAAAGAAAUACCAUGCUGUAAGAAUACUGUGAAUUCAACUGCUGAGCGUGCUGAAGAAAAAAGGCUGCUACUAGCUGGAGCCUGCAGUUAUUGAGUCAUCCGGUGAAGCAGACUGCAGCGCUGACCUUUAGUGACCUUUGUGUUGAAAGCAGCACUGUUGAAAUAAGCAGGGGGGGGCAGGGAUAGUAAGGGAAGGGAGGGUGAGGGGGGAACAGAGGCCACUGCUGACAGGAGCGGCCAGGUCUGUAUUAAAAAGUUACCGAAGAUUGCACACAGUCACGCUUGACCAACCAGCCCAGCCCCGUCUCCUUUCCGCUCUUUCUGAUUGAGGCUGAACGCUGGAUCAUUGAUUACCAAUGAGAGGAGUGAGUUCAGGGGAGUAGGAAAUGCACUCCUGCCAUUUUUUUCUUUUUUUUUUUGAUAAUCCGCCAUUUGACUGUUUGCUGUCAAGCCCAGCUAGUUUCCAGGCAGCCUUACUUACACAACAAGGCGUGGGAUAGUCUAAACGUAUGUAUGUAUGUAUGCCUGAGAGGGGAAAGGGACGUCAGGAUUUUUCCCGUGUAAAGAGCAACAUGGCUAUCUACUGUUGCCCACGUUGGUCAACGUUAUUGGCUACUUUUUUGUUUUCUUUUUUACAUGUACUGUACAUAAAAUAAAAUAUACAAGCAAUA